AUGAAAAGAUCAGUGAAAUCAUUCCUACAAGCUCCAAGCAACCUCUCCCAGUGGACCCACAACCUAACCAUCCGUCCAUCUUCAACCUCUGCACUCACGGUCUGUGAAAAUCCACCUCAAAUCACAGAAUCCAAGCAUUCUUAUUUGACAAAAUCAAUCUCAAAUCAUGUCCACAUGAACCAAAUGCUCAGCCAAAUGAUCAUGAACUACAUACCCAUCGACCACCUCAAUUUGAUGAAGCUGAUAGACUUUUCCGUGUCCUCGCAUGGUUUUGCAGCCUCUGCUCUUCUCUUUACUCAGUUCUAUGGCUUCAUUGAUUCUGACCUCUGUAACUCCAUGAUCAGAUGUUAUACUGACUCGAACAAGCAUUUACAUUCAGUUUUUAUAUACACCCAAAUGUGGAAAAAUGGUAUUUUUCCCGACUCUUCAACUUUUCCCACUGUGCUCAAAUCAGUUGCGCAGUUAUGCCGCCAAGAACUUGGAAAAGCGAUACAUUGUUGCAUUAUUCAAAUGGGUUUUGAGUCAAAUGUCUACGUAAGCACUGCACUCGUUAAUAUGUAUGGUAUUUGUUCAUCGGUUACUGAUGCUCGUCAAGUGUUUGAUGAAAUUCCGGACAGAAAUAUUGUGUCGUGGAAUGCUUUGAUCACUGGUUACAACCACAAUAGGAUGUUCAGGAAAGUGAUUGAUGUGUUCAGAGAGAUGCAGAUUGCUGGGGCCAAGCCAGUGGAGGUGACCAUGGUGGGGGUUCUAUUGGCUUGUGCCCAUUUGGGAGCUUUGAACCAGGGAAGGUGGAUUGAUGAAUAUAUCGACCAUAAUAGAUUGAGAUUGAAUGUGUUUGUUGGUACUGCUCUUAUAGACAUGUAUGCCAAAUGUGGGGUUGUUGAUGAGGCAGAAAAGAUUUUCAAAGCAAUGAGGGUAAAGAACGUCUAUACUUGGAAUGUGUUGAUCUCAGGAUAUGCCAUGAAUGGGCGGGGUGAAUCUGCUUUGCAGGCUUUUUCUAGGAUGAUUAUGGAGAAGUUUAAGCCUGAUGAGGUUACUUUCUUAGGUGUACUGUGUGCUUGUUGUCACCAAGGCCUUGUCAAUGAAGGGCGGACAUAUUUUACAAGCAUGAAGGAAGAGUUUGGAUUGCGACCAAGGAUAGAGCACUAUGGGUGCAUGGUUGACCUACUUGGUCGAGCUGGAUUCCUGGAUGAAGCCCAGCAACUAAUACAAACCAUGAGCAUGCAACCUGACCCUAUAAUCUGGAGGGAAUUGCUAGGUGCUUGCCGGAUUCAUGGCAAUAUCCAAUUGGGUGAGUUUGCAAUUAAAAAACUUCUCGAGCUUGAGCCAAACAAUGGUGAGAAUUAUGUGUUGCUAGCAAAUCUAUAUGCUCGGGACCAAAGGUGGGAUAAAGUUGGAGAAGUAAGAGAAAUGAUGGAUUGUAGAAGAGUCCGGAAGGUCCCAGGUUGCAGUUCUAUUGAAAUUGAUAAUGUGGUUUAUGAGUUUGUGGUGUCAAAUUAUAUUAAACCAGGAUUUGAGGAGGUAUAUAAGCUGUUGGCUGAUAUGAACAAGAAAUUGAAAUUGGCUGGUUAUGUUGCAGACACUGGCAUGGCUUCCUAUGACAUUGAGGAAGAAGAGAAGGAACACUCUCUAAUGUAUCAUAGCGAGAAGCUUGCACUGGCAUUUGGACUUCUGAAGUCUCCUUCAGAAAAGAAGCUGAAGUCGAAGACACAUUCUCCUAUUUUGAGAUCCUCAGGAAAAUGUUAUCCGUUGAACUAUAGGUUCAUCAUCCUAGAACUCCAGUGGCCUGCACAGAAAAGUGUCCAGUCGGUGGUCCACUGCCAUGGGGAGGAAGUGCUUGUCUGGACUGAACAGCAAGGAGGAAUAAGAAAAGGAACAAAAGAAGCUGAAGUCGAAGACCCAUUCUCAUAUUUUAAGAUCCUCGGGAAAAUGUUAUCUGUUGAACUAAAGGUUCAUCCUAGAACUCCGGUGGCCUGCUCAGAAAAGUCGGUAGCAAGGAGGAAGUGCUUGUCUGGACUCAACAGCGAGGAAGAAGAAAAGGAAAUCAGUUUACUGGAUGGUUCUCAUUCUAUUUGA
This is a messenger RNA of Vitis riparia (riverbank grape), 2076 nucleotides long. RefSeq names its product pentatricopeptide repeat-containing protein At2g02980, chloroplastic-like. Gene Ontology annotation, molecular function: zinc ion binding; RNA binding; protein binding. Bases 1 to 2076 code for a protein of 691 amino acids. The record is from RefSeq and is a predicted model, not a curated record. Gene Ontology annotation, biological process: RNA modification. The transcript is spliced from 5 exons. Lineage: Eukaryota; Viridiplantae; Streptophyta; Magnoliopsida; Vitales; Vitaceae.